UUUUUUAUCUUUAAAAAACAAAAUAAAAAUAAAGUCUCUUUUUCCUUUUAUCUGUUUGAUUUUAGUCUCUGUUAGGGUUUGUGAUAGAAUGGCAUUGAAUUUUUCGCACCGUCCGGUAUCACCGUUUGGGGGUAUGCAGGAGAAAGGGGGUGAGGGAUAUGAUAUGGGGGGAACACCGGAAUCGAAAGACAUUAUCGAUUUAUUGCCAUCCGAUCCGUUUGGUAUGGAUAUAGAUAUAAGUACUACCUUUACAGCUAUUACAGGAUGGUUAGGCGAAUUAGAAUGGGAUUAUGGUGAUUAUAUGAAAAACCGGGUUGUGAAUUGUAAAGAGGAUUAUGGGUCGUUGUUUGCAGGUUUUAGUUUCUUUUGGAAUAGUGCGUUAAGAUUUCAAUCGUUUCCUAGCGGUUUGAUGUGUCAUCAUGAUCAGUAUCAUAAAGGUUUUAGUUUUGGGAAUGAUGGUUUUGUUGUUAGGAAAUCUGAAGGGUUUGUUAGUUGUCCUGAUGUGAUUGGCAGCGAGCCUCAUGAGGCUUUUGUUCUUGCUCUUAGUUAUUUAGGAAUGAAGGAUCUUCUUGUGGUCGAGCGUGUUUGUAAAUCAUUGUGUUCUGCUAUUCGUAGUGAUUCUCUUUUAUGGAGGAAUGUUUAUGUUGAUCAGCCGUUGAAUGAGAGGAUUACCGAUGAUGUUCUUGUUCGGUUAACUAAGCGGGCUGACGGUAAUCUUCAGUGUUUGAGUCUAAUUAAAUGUCCCAAGAUCACAGAUGAUGGUCUGAGACGCGUGCUUGAAACUAACCCAAAAUUGACCAAGUUGUUCAUUCCGGGAUGUACAAGACUUAGUAUUGAUGGUAUUUUGAAUAACCUGAAGGCUUUUACUUCGAGUACCGGAACAGCUGGUAUUAGGUAUAUAAGAACAGGUGGGUUUUAUGGGAUAACGCUUGAUCACUUUGAAGUAUUGAAGAAUUUGUUGGGCAUUCAGAAAAGUGAUUACAGUCCGCAUUAUUAUCACCGUCCGAACUUAUAUUUGCCAUCUGAUGAUGAUCGUGCUAUUGAUGUUGAAAUAUGUCCUAGAUGUCAUAAUUUGAGGCUUGUAUAUGAUUGUCCGGCUGAUUGUUGUCAACCGAAAGAUAAAUGUAGGGCCUGCAUAAUUUGCAUACCUCGGUGCGCUGAAUGUGGGAGGUGUGUACACAAUAGUGAAUAUGAAGAAACAUUCUCGUUGGAGUAUCUUUGUUCAGAGUGUUUGAAACAGCUGCCAAGGUGUCAAGAGCCACAUGAAACGCAGGUUAGUCUUCUUGGCUAGGUGGCAGUAAGUUCCACAUUUGAUUUAUUGAUGGUUGAAGGUGAGUGAUGUGUCUGAAUCUUUAGUUGGUUAAUGUUAAAGAGCCCCGUAUGGUUCCCUGGUCAAAGGUUGAGACUACUGAAAUAUAGAAGUGAAAAGAGUAAAAAUAUAUAUGGAAGUUGGAUAAAGAAAGGGGUGAUUGGUUAAUGAGCGUGGGGAUACGUUUCAGGCCGUACUUGUUCCCAGUUUGAGAACUUGCAUGCUUUGCUCAUGACCGGGGUGCCUACUUGGCUACUACCUCACAUGAGAAGUCUGUCCCACGUGAUCUGAAGCAGGAUCAAGCUGCUGCUACUUUUCUUGUUAAGUGUUUUUCGUACCUUGUCAAGUGUAUCACACAUGAUCACGAUGAUUGUGCUACUACAUGUGAACAUAAUCAUGAUCAUGUUAAGCUUGGAUGGUUUUUUCAUUGCAUCUAAUGAGACCAGGGGUCAGGAUGUGUAUGCUGAAGAGCGAGAUCAUGAUGGUUCAACCUCGUUAGCAGCUACAAUGAUAUGGUAUGUUCGAAUCAAGGAUACCAUUGUGGAACCCGGUUGGAGCUUUUUGGGUUUGCGCUGGUCCACAUUUACUAGAUUGAGCUGCCCCUGUACAUAGGUAGGGUUUCUUGUCUGGACCGUAUUUACCUACAUUUGAAGGUUUACAGACCCUUUCUUUGUUUUAUGUUGGUUAACCACGUAUUAUUGUUGUAUUUGGCACCUUAUGUAAUGUAUUAACUCUUCUGAUGUUGGUUAUGUUGAUGUUAUAAAAAGCAAAUUCGCAAGUCA
Messenger RNA from Erigeron canadensis, 2091 nucleotides. RefSeq names its product F-box protein SKIP14-like. The transcript is spliced from 2 exons. The record is from RefSeq and is a predicted model, not a curated record. Lineage: Eukaryota; Viridiplantae; Streptophyta; Magnoliopsida; Asterales; Asteraceae. Gene Ontology annotation, molecular function: protein binding. The coding region runs from base 89 to 1291 and encodes 400 amino acids. Gene Ontology annotation, cellular component: cytoplasm.